UAAAUUUAGAGAUUUAGAAUUUCACCUGAACGAAAAAUCUUAGUUACGCCAAUGCUAGUGCAUUUUCUUGCUUCUUUUAUCAGAUGACAAACGAUUGAAUGGCAGUUCGCACGUAUAUCGUGCAAUGUAUUUUAAAUUCGGCACAAAUUUCAAGAAAUGUUACGAUCCAUACAUCGACUGCCACGAAUUUUGGUAAUAAGCAACGAUUACCCAAAAUCAUUUCCACCGUAGUUCAACCGUGUUUAUUUCAACUUUUACAGCGAUCUGUUAUACAACCUCAACUUUUGAGCAAGAAAGAUCAUAGAAGUUUUCACGUAAAUAUCAGUCCAGGCGAGAAGUCAAAAUGUGCUACUGAUAAUAGUAAAACUACCUAUCCAAUGAUAGAUCACUGUUAUGAUGUCGUGAUUAUUGGUGCUGGGGGUGCAGGGUUAAGAGCAGCGUUUGGUUUAGGAAGCAAAGGGUAUCGCGUGGCAGUGGUGACAAAAUUAUUUCCGACGAGAUCUCACACAGUGGCGGCUCAAGGUGGAAUAAACGGCGUAAUCGACGCGACCAAAGACGAUAAUUGGCUGUACCACAUGUACGACACCGUCAAAGGAUCCGACUGGUUGGGUGAUCAAGACGCAAUACACUUUUUAACCAGAGAAGCACCUCGAGCUAUUUUCGAACUUGAGAAUUACGGUGCGAUCAAUUUACUCGAAUUAAUAAACGUACUUUACAAUUCCAUUUUCCCAUUCUCUCCAUUUUCUCCAUUUUCCUAUUUUCUCUAUUUUCCUAUUUACUCCAUUUUCCCAUUUUCUCCAUUUUCCAUUUUAGGUUGUCCUUUCAGUCGCACGGACGAAGGAAAGAUUUAUCAGCGCGCGUUCGGUGGACAGUCGUUGAAAUUUGGCAAGGGUGGUCAAGCUAAAAGAACUUGUGCAGCUGCUGAUAGAACCGGUCAUGCGAUAUUGCACACGUUGUAUGGACAAAGUCUGCGUUACGAUGUCCAUUAUUAUGUGGAGUAUUUUGCCCUUGAUCUUCUGAUGGUUGGACGUUGCUGCAAGGGAGUGCUAGCGUGGGAACUGGAGACUGGGCUUUUGCAUCGAUUCAGGGCUCAUCAUACGGUGAUAGCCACAGGUGGAGCAGGAAGAUGUUACCAGUCCUGUACCGCAGCACAUGCUUGUACCGGUGAUGGUAUGGCGAUGGCUUCUAGAGCAGGAUUGCCACUCCAAGACAUGGAGUUCAUCCAGUUCCAUCCAACCGGAAUAUACGGAAGCGGAAUUUUAAUAACGGAAGGCAGCCGCGGUGAAGGGGGGAAAUUAGUGAACUCUCAAGGGGAAUUUUUUAUGGAACGUUACGCGCCAAAUGCCAAGGAUCUUGCUUCUCGUGACGUCGUCUCUAGAGCGAUGACUAUUGAAAUAUUGGAAGGAAGAGGCGUAGGUGCCAAGAAGGAUCACAUAAACCUUCAGCUGCAUCAUUUACCGGUGGAGGUACUCACCACGAAACUGCCAGGGAUUUCUCAUUUAGCUUGGGUGUUCUCUGGUGUGGAUGUGAAAACAGAUCCAAUUCCUGUUAUACCUACAGUACACUACAACAUGGGUGGUAUACCCACAAACUGGCGAGCACAGGUUCUAUCACGAGAAAAAGAAGAGGACAGCAUAAUCGAGGGACUAUGGGCAGCAGGCGAAACUGCAUGUGCAUCUGUACACGGCGCUAAUCGAUUAGGAGCCAACAGCCUGUUGGAACUGGUUGUUUUUGGAAAAGCGAUAGCCGAUCAGAUCGACUGUAUGACCAGACCUGGUGAACGUCAUGAUGAUCUGGCAACCGAGGUUGGCGAAGAAAUCAUUUGUCGGUUUGAUGCGACUCGUUUCGCAAAAGGUUGCAUUCCUGUCGCCGAGUUGCGAGACGACAUGCAGCAUACUAUGCAGAGAUAUUGCUCGGUCUUCAGGACAUGUGAUAUAUUGCAGCGAGGAUGUCGCGAGAUAACUCGGUUCUUCACCUGCGACCUGCCGGACAUAUGUGUUCAGGAUCAAUCCCUAAUUUGGAACACGGAACUGGUAGAAGCUCUAGAAUUACAAAACAUGUUGCUAGAUUGCAUGCACAUAGUUUACGCCGCGGAAAACAGGAAAGAAUCCAGAGGAUCGCAUGCUCGAGACGAUUAUAAGGAAAGAAUCGAUGAAUACGAUUACUCGAAACCGAUCGAAGGCCAAAAGAAACAUCAGUAUUUCCUAUCGCCCCGUCAUCGACACGACAUUGGACGAAUCAGAGGCCCAACACGUUCCACCAUCGGUCCGAGUGUACUGACAACCAAAUAAAAAACUGUAUUUUUUC
This is a messenger RNA of Megachile rotundata (alfalfa leafcutting bee), 2307 nucleotides long. Its product is annotated as succinate dehydrogenase [ubiquinone] flavoprotein subunit, mitochondrial. Gene Ontology annotation, cellular component: respiratory chain complex II (succinate dehydrogenase). Gene Ontology annotation, biological process: mitochondrial electron transport, succinate to ubiquinone; tricarboxylic acid cycle. Gene Ontology annotation, molecular function: flavin adenine dinucleotide binding; electron transfer activity; succinate dehydrogenase (quinone) activity. The record is from RefSeq and is a predicted model, not a curated record. NCBI's taxonomy places the organism in Eukaryota, Metazoa, Arthropoda, Insecta, Hymenoptera, Megachilidae.